Messenger RNA from Ectocarpus sp. CCAP 1310/34, 3891 nucleotides. The record is from the annotation of a GenBank genome assembly. NCBI's taxonomy places the organism in Eukaryota, Phaeophyceae, Ectocarpales, Ectocarpaceae.
AUGCACUUCAAACUCUUGCCUGCGUAUGCAGAGCACGUGCGGUCUAUUCACACUUUCCUUUCGUUUAGAUGGCGCGACCGCUCCGCCCCUCUCCCCGACCCCUUUCUCAAGACGUACCCGGGCGGGCCGAACCCAAGGGUUCAUCCUGGGCUAGGGACCCGUGCGGAGCCACUUCCCUGCCAGUGCACGCCGGAGAGCUUGGCGGGGCUGAAGGGUCGAAGUGAGGUGGUGAUCGGCCUCAGCUUUCCGUACAAAUACUUCAACAGCAACCACUGGUUUCACAUCAGCGAGUACUAUGUCAGCCGGCACACUCAUGUGGCGCCGAAACUCCCACAAAACGCCACCGUCUACAUCGUGGCCCCCCACGAGCUGUUCGUGCCGAACCUCAUCCCGAUGACCUUCUUCCUUCUGCUCCUGGCCUUCACCGACGGCACGGCGAGGACCGCGGAGGUCUUGCCGCGGCGGGCGCUGGCCCAGCUGGCCAUCGCCGGGGAUGUGCUGGCGCUGGACAACAACGGCGUCGAGUCCUACGUCUACGACAGCUCUCUACCCGUGUUCCAAAGGACUCAACGGUAUCAGCCGGGGGAGCGCGAGGCCGCACGGCCAUCCCGGAAGUUGACGAAGUUGUCGGGCCAUUCCGGAGAAGACGAGGAGAGCACAAGAAAUGCGGCAGCAGCCUCGGCCGAGGUCGCAGCAGCCUUGGCCGAUGCAGCGGCCGCUGCCGGCGUUUCCGACCCCGCUAUCACCGCCAGAAGAGCGGGCCGCGGUGGCAAUGGCGGCGUUGCCCAGCGAUAUCGGCGGCGGCAGUUGCUGCACGGGCAGGCACCAGGAGGCUCGGGUGCCGCGGACACGAGCAACGCUACGAGCGGUAACCAUCUGCGGUUGCCCGAAAGAAACUACAACUGGGAGGACAACGGGCGACUUGCCUGGGCCCCGCUCGGAGACGGGGAAAACGGUGGCGAGGUGACGGGCGGGGAGGGAGGCUGGGGAAGGGAGGAGCCAGUGGGGCGAGAAGCGAAGGUUUAUGACGAUGGUGAUGCCAGUGUGGUUUUUGAUUUUGACGUCGGGGGCGACCACACCGGAGAGCCGCCUGUAGGGGGUGAGAUAGCCGCAAGAAGAGUCUUGGGCGUGGCGGAGUCCUUGGCGGCGGGGAUGGCGGCGGGCCAGCAGCUUGAUCAGGGGUCGACGGCCUACAGAGAUGCGGGCAGGACAGACGGCAGCGGCAGAGACCGCAGCAGUCUCAGGUAUAACCGCGGCCCCCCAGAGCUAGACAAUGCUGCCGCCACCUCGCGAAUAUUGACGGCGCGAUUAGACGACAGCCCGGCAGCACGAGCAGCAGAAGCAUCCACAACGGCGGCGGACCCGAACGCAAUCGAUCAAGCAGCAGGCGCAAGCGUAAGCCGACGUCGAAAAGCCGGGGCGCAACAACAUGGGCGUCGCGAUGAUGCCCGCCGCGCGGAGUACCAGUACGCUGCGAGGGCGGAGGCGGAGGAGGUGGAGGGGCCGGAGUUCUUCCCUCUCCCCACCCUGGCCGGGCAGCGGCAGCAGCCACGCACCAGGCCGUGCGCGUGCGCGCGAUAUAUCGGGGAAUUCGGGGCUGCGCCGGUGGAACGGGGCUACUGGUUCCGCGAGGAAAAGGUGGAGAAUACGAGAGCUAGGAUAGAUGCCCUCUGCGGCGACGUGUACCGCCGGCGCCAGGAGGAGCAGCACGCCGCGGAAAAAGAGGGUAGCGACGGGGGAGAGUCUAGCAGAAAGCGGCGACAACGGCUCGUGAUCUACCAGAGGAACCACGACCGUCGGCUCUUGUCCCUCGACGAUAACGUGGCCGUGUUCCAGCACCUUCUGGGGCCGACGUGGGAGGUGGUGCAGAUAGUGCAUGACAACGCGCACGAGCCGUGCUGGCUCUACUCGCAGCUGAUGGACGCCGAUAUGCUGCUGACUCCGCACGGGUUCCAGUCGAUGCUGCUGUUGUUCCUACCCCCCGGCGCCACCAUCCUCGAGGUUUUUCCGUACAAGUACUGGAAGGAGGGCUACGCGCCCCUCGCGAAGGAGUGGGGCGUGCGGCACGAGCACAUCAUGUCCCGCCCGGUGUCCUGGGAGAAGCGGCUGGCACUGUUCUUCGUGCCGCUGGAGCGGUGUAUGAAGAGCAUCCACUGCCGCAAAUGGAGCCGCAGCGCCGACGUGCGCCUGGAGGAGCACCACCUCCGACAGAUAGCCAAGGCCGCAAAGCAAGCCUCGAAACGGAAGCGAGAAUUUCUGUCGCCGCCUGCCCCGCCUGGCCAAUAGCGACAGGGGCGUCAACUGUAGUGGCGAGGGAGUGCGAGAUUACGGCGCGAGGGGGAGGGCGGCGGCUGCCUCUGCGACCAAAAGGCGUGUCCGCAGCGCGGGCGUCAUAGUUGCCGUAGGUGGCAGCGGCGACAGCGGUAGUUGUUGCGCAGGGGGUGGUGCCGCUGUGUAAAAAGGGGGGUAAGAGGCGAAGUACGAGCAGCUCAUUUUGAGCCUCCUUUGAGCCUCUUGGCGAUAAGGCAUCCGUCCGUCGAGACGGGGGCGUGGCUGCACUUUGGAGUGCUGUUGCUGCCCCCUUGGUGUAACAAUCUUCUCCGUCCUGCGUGCGCGGCCGUUCGUGGCCUAUCGAAAUUGAAAAAUCCUCGCACCAUUCACGGGGACGAGCACUAACGACAACAGCGGAGGCGGUAGAGGUCAUCAUAUGUUGGCGCGUUGAGCACGCCGCGGGCCAGGGAGGGAAGAGUAUCCACGGGGAGGUAGAGCAAGCGGGAGAAGGUGGCAGAUUAGCCGCGAAUUCCGCAGUCGUAUUGAUGUAUGUGAUGCCAAAGAGGUGUUGUCGUGUAUCGUGUGUGUCGUGUGCCGCUAGAAAAAGUGAGAGUAUAUUGAUGUUAUUGUGUUGUGUGGUGUGGCAUGGUGUCGUGCAGUUUCGGUUUGUUUGGUUUAGGUAUUCUGGCGAGUGUGUGAAUGGUGUGGUGUAGUGUGUGUGUUUCCAUAUUAGCUACUCCGUGCGUCUUUUGUACAGAACGUAUGCUACCGUUACUGUAGUAAAAAAAAAACUCUUAUUCUAAGCCAAUAUAGAGCUUCGUUUUUCGGGACAACACAUCGCGGUCGCGAGGGCUGGAAAACAAUACAAUGGGUAGGAAAAGCGUGUGGUGAAAGGGUUUACUAUUUAUUCUUGUGUCUGCUUGCCUUGUAUAGAUAAAAUGCGUUUUUUGGUUUGUUUUUAUGGACGCCUGGUGGCACUUUUUGUUUCGCAUUUAUUGGGAUUUUUUACGUUUUUACCCUCGGGGGUGCGGUCUCCACGCGUACAUGUCGAAGUUGCCGCGAGUAUUGUGCUCGCCGCGCUUGCUGUUUCGCCGGAAGUUUUGUAGGUGUAGACGAAAGAGAGAAGGAGAUGGGGCGUCCGUACUUCAUGACAGAGGCAGGAGGGGGUCAAGUCGUCAAUUUCGGUGUCGUCUGGUCCUUUUUCGGAUGUUGUGGUUUCGCCGGCCUCGACGUUGCGUGCACUCUCCUAUCCUUCAUUUGUGCAUUCACUCAAGCAGGUUAUGUACUCAUCACCCGGGCGCUUUUUUUCCGGUACGAAAGUUUCGAGCUCCUUGUCAUACCAACGCAAGCCAUAGACCUGUGUGCUUGUUCGUGUUUGUUGUUCUCGGUCUUUGCCCCACCCCAGUCCUACACGUCUUGUACGGGCUUGCAUUUUUGUGGUUCUGGUGGUGAAGGCGUUUCUAUUGAUGGCGCCCUUCUAUGUUUGUGUCUUGCGCCGUGCUUGCUGUGUUGUGCCCGUGUCAGAGUUUUAUCUCUCUUGUUGGUGCUUUCCGCCGUGUUAACUAAAAUACACACAUGGCAUCAAGAAAGCGUGAAACACCCGGUCGAGAUGGUACCCGU